Wyeomyia smithii (pitcher-plant mosquito) is the source of this 4175-nucleotide messenger RNA. RefSeq names its product thioester-containing protein 1 allele S3-like. Gene Ontology annotation, molecular function: endopeptidase inhibitor activity. The record is from RefSeq and is a predicted model, not a curated record. The transcript is spliced from 10 exons. The coding region runs from base 89 to 4054 and encodes 1321 amino acids. Gene Ontology annotation, cellular component: extracellular region. Lineage: Eukaryota; Metazoa; Arthropoda; Insecta; Diptera; Culicidae.
UGCGACUCUGUGAGCUACAGAAUGAGACUCUUUUGCGUUGUCUUUACUAGAUUUCUCUCAGUAAGAAGUGUUAACCACAUGGAGCAACAUGAAAAGUAGAAUUAAUAUUUUACUCGUACUGUUAUCAUUUUACAGCAUCGAUCUAGCAAAUUGUACUGGUAACUAUGUUAUACUAGCACCAAACGUCUUCAGUCCGAACUCCCAAUAUCAAUUUUCGAUUUCAACGUUCGACUUCGAAAACGCGCCUAAUCUACAGAUUUCUCUCAAUGGAGUUUCAGAUCACGAUGAGCAGUUAACGAUACAGCAACAAGUACAGCUCGAGCCGGACCAAACAAGACUCAUUGAGUUUAAUACUACAAAUCUGCAACCUGGCCUUUACAAUGUAACAAUACAAUCCUUACCUCUACCGCGCUACCAGCAUAGCAUUAAUCUACAAUUCGUAAAGAAUCACCUAGUUUUAAUUCAUACUGACAAACCAACAUAUAUGCCGGGCCAUCUGGUGAAAUUCAUCGUUUUUGUUAUGGAUCAUCAAACAAAACCUUUGGUUGAUCUGCAAACAAUUCACGUUACGCUCUAUGACCCCGAUUACAAUGAGAUAAAAGUGUGGCCGUCAGCGAAACUUCACAAUGGAGUAUUCCAAACAGAGCUGGAGAUAGCCAAUGCACCAAACAUUGGUAACUGGACCCUUACAGUUAUCGUUGACGAUAAGAGUUACUCGCGAGUGUUUCUCGUUGAGGAUUAUAAACUACCGAAUCACGAAAUUAGAAUUAGUAGUCCAGAAAGCGUUACACUGAGAGAUGAUAUAAAGGUGAACGUCGAUGCUUGGUACACAUUCGGGAAACCAAUGAAAGGAGAAGCGACGAUAAAUGCGGAAUGUACUCGAAAAGCAAGCCUAACCUCUAAAAUUAAUGGUCGCGUUACUGUUAAGUUCAACGUAAAUGAUUUGCUCGACCCGUUGAGCGAAAGUUCUUGCGAUUUUAUUAAAAUAGAUGUCGACGUGAAGGAAAAACACUCAAGGACAACAUUCAACGCGACAAGUAUGCUUCCUGUUUUCGAUUCACCUUAUAAAAUCAGCAUGCAAAAGUCAUCCAAGUACUUUGUACCGGGUGAAAUAUACACUUGCUGGCUUGUGAUCACCGAUCAUUUCGGAGAAAAGCUACCAUCGUAUCUUGAUCAUCAAAUUGCCGUUACUGUAGAUUUUGAUGGACAAAGUAAGUCUUCUAGUUACCGCACGAAUCUAAAACCAAAUAAAGAGGGAGUAUACUUGCUGCAUCUUCGUAUUCCCAGUGAAGCUACCGUUGCUGGAGUUAACGUUAUAUAUGAAACCAGCGAAAAACUAUUUACACUCGGAAAGGAUCCCGUAAAGAGGUCGCAAAUGUUUCAAGUUUCAAUACUUGACCGUAAGCCAUCCCUCGGCAAACCAGUAACCAUACAAGUUCAAGUAGGAUCGCCGCUUGGUUCAUUAGUUUAUCAAGUUUCAACGGAACACAAAAUUGUUCAAACAGAGAGAAUCGAUCCGAAAGGUAACACAACAGUAAUCUUCGAAGUGCUUGUGAAACCGGAAAUGUGCCCCAAAGCCACAAUACUCGUCUAUACAUCCCAAAAUGAAUUCAUUCUUACUGGUAGUGUUGCCUUGGAAGUGCAUGAUCUACCGAAUACGAUCAAGUUGACUACACCAGAACAGCAGGUUAAACCCGGUCAAUCGGUUGCAGUAACAAUCGAAACCACUCCCAGAUCUCUAGUGGGGCUAUACGCGAUUGACAAGCGAGCACUGCUACUGAACAGAGAUGGCCUACUCACACCACAGCAGGUUUUUGACCAAUUGAGAAGCACAGAAGAUUACGAGGGGAGCUACGAUAACAUGGUGCAUAACGAUAUGACUUUACAGACUAACGGGCAGCGUGUCAUUGCACUCGCAGCCCGUUUCGGUAGUUACAACCAAGAUGAAGAAGACUUUCGAAUUGUACCCCGAAAUAGUUUUAGUGAAUCCUGGUUGUUCGAUUACAUUUCGGAAGUUGGAGUCGAUGGACGUUUGGUCGUGCAGGAGUUUGUGCCGGACACCAUCACCAGCUGGGAAAUAUACGGAAUCGCACUGAAUCCCGAGAAUGGUCUAGCGAUUACAAAGACACCGCUUGUGCUGAACACUUUUAAACCGUUCUUUCUCAUGAUGAACCUUCCAAACUCGAUAAAAAAAAAUGAGAUCGCUGUCGUGGAGGUUAGUUUUUUCAACUACCUGACCGAAAUAAUAUAUGUUGGUGCCACACUGAAAAAUACCCGUAAAGAGUUCGAAUUUUCGGAAAACAACAGUUGGAAGUCUGCAAGUUAUCAAGCCAUGAAUAUGGUCGUUACUCCAAAUUCUGCUAAAACCAUUAAAUUCUACAUUAAACCAAAAAAGAUGGGCAACAUCCUAGUGAAAGUAAUUGCUGACUCCACAGAAGGAUCUGAUUCCAUCGCACGAACGCUUUUAAUCACCUCAGAAAGCACGAUACACCAAAACGUUAUCAAGAGGUUCAUCCAAAUCGAAAACUCAACGCAAGAAUUCAAGAAUAUCAACAUGACAAUUCCGCGUCAUUUGGAUGCAGGGUCUGAAAAAAUAAUGUUUUCUGUAAGGGCUAAUUUGCUCAACCUCGAUAUUGCUGAUGUGGACAACUACAUUAGACAACCGUCCGGUAACGCAGAGCAGAAUAUCAUCCAAAUGGUUCCCAGUGCGAUUUUGUUGGAUUAUAUCACCGACAUCCAUGCAUAUAACGAAAUUGCUAGGAAAAAAACGACGCGGUACUUAGAAAUGGGAUAUCAAAAUCAACUCAAAUUCAAACGAAAUGACGGGUCUUUCAGCACAGCUGGAAAUAAAGACAAUUUUGGGAGUGUGUUUUUGACAGCACUGGUAGCCAAAACAUUACAACAGGCUUCGCGCUUCGUAACAGUGGAUAGGAAAGUUAUUGACACGGCUUACGAUUGGCUACAGAAGCAACAAAACUCUGACGGAUCGUUCGGAGAACUUUCUCCAGAACAAGACACGCAAUUACAAGUAGUUCAUAGUAACAAAACAGCUCUUACAGCAUAUGUUCUAAUUGCAUUUAUGGAAAGCAAACUGAUCGCUGGAAAGUACAAAGCAAUGGUCGACAAAGGAGUCAAGUAUCUUCCCACCAACUAUCAUGAAUUUGUUUCCAGCUACGAACUCUCCUUGGUUACGUAUGCCCUUACACUGGCGAAUCAUAACAGCAAACAAACUGCCAUCGACGAAUUGUUGAAAACGACAAUAAAAAACGACGAUCAAUCGUACCGCUGGUGGGAAUCCGGAAAAAUGAGUACUGAAACAACAGCCUAUGCCCUGUUAUCACUGUUUCACGUUACUAGUCUGCCAGAUUUGGAACCAAUCUUCAACUGGUUAGCUUCGAAACUCCAAACCACAGAGACAACCUUCGUUGGACUGCAAGCUAUGGCAGAGUGUGGCAAAAAAAUGUCCCCUUCCAAAAACUCCUACGAGGUCACGGUGAAAUACGGUCCAAAGCAAAAUACUACAAUAAAAAUAAACCCACUCACUUCACUGACCACACAACAACUGAGCUUACCCAACAAUGUUCGAUCCAUCAACGUGAACGUCACUGGAACGGGUGUCGGCAUUUUCGAACUCGAGUACAGCUACUUUUCCAACAUUUUGUUCAUGCGCCCCCGGUUCAAAGUCUCGGUUGAAACGUUGAAUUCCACCAACCAGGUUUAUCUGGAUCUUAACAUAUGUGCCCAGUUUUUACCCUCACAAGCUUACGAAGAAAGCGGAGUGGUUCUGAUGGAAAUUACCUUUCCCAGCGGAUAUAUCGCCCUGGAUGAUAGCGUUGAUGAGUUGAGGACAUUGAAGAAAAUUGGGAGAGUUGAAACUAGGCAUAAAGAAAGCACACUUCUGUUGUAUUUUGAAUCUUUUCCCGUUGAAAGCCAGUGUUUGGAAGUGACAGGUUUUCGAGAGAAUGAUGUUCUGCAGCAGGUUGCCGGAACUGUGCGUAUUUUCGACUAUUUCGAUAACUCUCGUACCGCCAUUGCAUAUUUCGACGGAAAGUAGCACGACAUUGAAUGGAAUUAAAGCUCAGGAAAGAAGAACAAGCUUUCGAUUAGAAUUUACCUGUGUACUUUUAUUACCAACAUAAAAUAUACCCUGCUUCAUAUGCUUAAUACUGAAAGAA